Messenger RNA from Alosa alosa (allis shad), 4487 nucleotides. RefSeq names its product synembryn-A. NCBI's taxonomy places the organism in Eukaryota, Metazoa, Chordata, Actinopteri, Clupeiformes, Clupeidae. Gene Ontology annotation, molecular function: guanyl-nucleotide exchange factor activity; G-protein alpha-subunit binding. Gene Ontology annotation, biological process: G protein-coupled receptor signaling pathway. Gene Ontology annotation, cellular component: plasma membrane; cytoplasm. Bases 406 to 2505 code for a protein of 699 amino acids. The record is from RefSeq and is a predicted model, not a curated record. The transcript has 14 exons.
AGGUUAGGGGGUCAGGGAAAAGAGAUGAAGACGAAAUCCAUUAAAGGAUUAGUGCAUAACUAAUGCACUGCUGGAUUAGUGGGCAGAGAAAGAACGGAUGAUGAUGAGAGAGAGAGAGAUGGACAGAUAGAGAGAGAGUGAGAGAGAGUGGGGGCAAUGAGCAGAUGGAGGAAUUGGCAGGGAAAAAACAGGAAAAACAGAGACAGCGAGAACAACUCCAAAAAAAGAAGACACAAUCAGUAAAUAAGUAAACAUUACAACUGUGUUUACAUCAGUUUUAGAACAAGAGAGAGAGAGGAAAAGAGAAAUAGAGAGGAGAAUCCAUCCUCUCAUUAUUGUCCUCGGGGAGAGGCUUUGGAUUUUUCUCCCUAAACCUGAUCACACAUCCACUGGGAUCGCAGAGCUAUGGAUGUGGAAGACAUUAUUCGCUGCAUCAAAGAGGGAGAUGAAGAUGGCAUCUGGGUGCAGCUGCAGCACUUCAACAGAGAGUAUGCGCAGUGCUUCUUUUUUGAUGAAGAGGAACAGGAGCGGAGAAGGAGGCAGGAACUGGAACAGUUCAAGAAGAAUAAGGUGCGGGACUAUUUGCCCGACUCUGAUUCUGACUAUGAUGAAAAGGCAGAGGACCCGGAUGUUAUUCUCAGACUGAACCUAGCAGCAGUUCUUACCCAGUACAUCCGCUCAGAUCCACCUGGGCGAGUGCUGAGGGCGUGUCUGCAAACCCUACGGAUCCUCUCGAGGGACAAAAAGAUCCUGGGGCCCCUGGUGACGGACAACUCUUUGCUCAUUCUGGCUAAGCUCGGAGGGGUGAACAGCGGCGUCCCCUCCCGAGAUGAUGAGGACGACCCCGAGAACCCCUACGCGUCCAUCCUGGAGGCCCUCGCCGAGGUGCGCCGGAGCGAUGACCACGGCCACCGGAGCGCCGACGGCGACGUGGACGACGGCAACGAGGACGACUACGAACCCCACAGCUCGGCCGAGGGCUCCGGUGACAGCGCCCAGGACGACGGCACCGACCCUGAAGGCGAGGAGUACACUGGCUACGGGGCCCACUACGGACGGGUGGACAGCAACACCACGCACGCCUGCGUCGGGGGUCAGCCAAGGGGCAGCAUUCAAAAGAUGCUCGCACGGGGCAAGAAAGACAACCGCAUGAGCAUCGCGCCGGUCGCUGGAGACGAGGAAGAGGGGGAGGCCUCAGAGGACAUUCAGAGGAAGGAGGCGAUGAAGGUGCUCUGUAAUGUGGUCUACAACAGUGUCUGGGCCCAGGAAAGAGCUAGCGAGCUCAGACUCCUAUCAGGUGUAACAGAGGCCUUGGGUUCAGAGGCUCGGUCACUGUCUCCCCACUGUGGUCAGUUCUAUGAACUGCGCUUCAUGUUCCUCUUGACGGCAUUGAGACCUGAACUAAGGACGCAGCUAAAGCAGGAGGGAGGUGUACCCCUGUUGACUGCGCUCCUUGAGCAGUGUCUGGAGGUGCAGUGGGGUGAGCAGAACCACGUGCUGCCACGUGUGCCCCCUGUCCCCCCGGAGGCCUCACAGCGAGCCAUGGAGGCCUUGAAGACCCUGUUCAACAUCACCCACAGUGCACACACCCAGGAACCCAGUGAGGAGGACUCUGCUCUUUAUCGCCACCUAGCUGUCAUUCUUGGCCACUGCCUAAUGGUUACCUGCGAGGGAGAGAAGGAAACGGAUGACCUGAGAGGACACACAGUUAAUCUGCUGUCUGCGCUGCCUCUGAGUUGUCUGGACGUCCUCGCGACUGUGCCACUCUCUCCGAACUCCGAGCAGUGGGAGGGCUUGAACAUGGACGGUGUCCACUCCCUCCUGCUCUACAUGGAGAGGAAGCUGGAGAAGGGCCAUAAGGUGAAGGAGAAGCUCACACCAGUGCUAAACUUCCUGACGGAAAUCAGCAGAGCUCACAGACAGACACGUCGCUACCUCAGACAGCAGAUCCUACCCCCGUUGAGAGAUGUCAGCUUGCGUCCAGAGCACGGCACGACACUGAAGAGCCGGCUGGUGCGCCUCAUGACCCACGUGGACACGGAGCUGAAGCACUGCGCUGCUGACCUGCUCUUCAUCCUCUGCAAAGAGAACGUGGGCCGGUUCGUGAAGUACACGGGCUAUGGCAACGCCGCAGGCCUCCUGGCUACCAGGGGGCUGCUGGGAGGUCAGUCCAAGAGCAGCGUCGUCACGGCAUAUUACUCCAGCGACUCGGACUCGGACACUGAGGAGUACCGGCAGGCCAAGGGUCGUGUGAACCUAGUGACAGGGCGGGUGGAGGAAGAACAGCCCGACCCGAUGCAGGGAAUGACAGAAGAAGAGAAGGAAGAAGAGGCACGACGCCUGGUGUCUCUCUUCAGCAAACUCUCAAGAGAGAAUGUGAUUCAGCCAAUGGGGCUGAACGCAGAAGGCCGCCUGACCCCGAUGUCUGGACUCAUGACUGACCCCAUGGCCGAGGAGAAUGAUCAGGAGAACGGUGGUGUUGACGACCUGGAAGAUGUGGAGUAGAGGCAAAAGGAACAAUUAACUUGAAUUAACGAGUUAAUUUGCUUCAGCCAUUACCAGAAGCUUGCGGACACACUAGUGUAUUUGUUGUAAUUUUCCGCUAAAAAUUGAUUAUAACCCAUCCUUUCAUUUACAGGAAGGAAAGUUUUAAAGGGUAAAAAACCUGUAUGAAUCAUCAUUAUUUUGUGCCCACAUCAGUUCCCAGAUGCCCUGAUCGAAAGGGGAACUAGACCAAGUUUCCCAGCACAAGUUUCCCAGCCACAGAGUUCUGAUGAACUGAUGAAGUACAUUCCUAACCAGCAAAACCGAUACUAUAAUUCAUUUCCACUGUAUUUUGUGAUGCAUAGAGUAUGUACUUCUUUUUUCCCAACCAUCCAAGGUGAUGUGAGAGGACAUUUCCGUUGUACUAGUGUGUUCUCAUCAUUCUGGUCUUUGAAAGCUGUGCACUUCCCUUUCUCGAUAAUGUUCUGUUUAACUGCAACAGGAGUAAGCGUAAUCUAUCGAUGAUAUUCACUCAUGAAUCAUUAAAGGUUCAUUUCUUUAUUCAUUUUUGCUGUCAAAGGUUUAACCAAUUCUAGAUGUAGAAUGAUGACCUUUGAAGCCAUGGUAAAUUAAGUGUUUCCUGAAUAUUGUGCAUUUCACAUAUUUAGUUUUUCUGUAUCAGCCCCUUUUCACAUAUUUAUUCACAUAUCCAGUUCUGCUCAAUGUUUAUAAACUGUGAAAAUAACACAAAGUAUAAAUAUGUACAAAAUAGACCGAAACAAUUACCAACUCUUAUCCUCUACAUAUAUGUUGUUAUUGUGGGUUUAGAAGAAUUCAUCUUUUCGCUACAAAACCACUGAAUGCACCUUUAAUCCAAGUUUGUUACUUGUUCCAUACACAUAUAAACAUUGACAGGUUGUGGGUAGAGCCCACAAUUCUACACCCAUUGAAUCUUUUGUCAGAUUUAACUAAAUGCUCCUCAUGCCUCCUCUCAUUUUUUUGUUCGGUGUCUGCACUCAAAAAAAUUCCAGUGCACAGUGGUGGUUCUGUAAAAAGACCUUAGCUAAUCACCACAAGGCUUCACAAAUAUAUUUUCAUAAAGCCUAAACUGAAUCAUGGACGGUACCUUUAGACUUAAAAUGCUCAGAAUUCAUGUCGAUUUUCUUGGGGGUGAGAUUACUUCUUUCCAUCUGGCCAAAGUAGUCUAAUUCUGAGAUUAAUUCAAAUUUAAUUUGCAACGGAAUGUUGUAAAAUUGGACCAUUGUAUAUUUAUUUGAUAUUCACCAUUAUUGACAUUUAUACACCGCACAUAUAACCAAUGUCAAAUAAGUGUUCAUGUGAUAGUAAGGUGCUUUGACAAAAACAGGAGAUAGUGGUAACAGAGAGUACCCUCUUGGGGAAUGUCACCUACUUAGACACAGGCACUGUGCAUCUAUUAACUAAAAUGUUUCAGGUAACUAAUGUGUUUGUAAAGUAAAAAGUUAAUAUAGUACUUUUGCCAUCAUCCAUGCUUCAUUUUAUGAUUCUUGCCUUUAAAAAUGGGCAUCCCAUCCUCUCCUAAUAAAAUCAUGUUAAAGAUGCUCUAAGCGAUUUUUUACAUUUUUUGUCACAUACAGCAAACAUCUCCUCAAAAUCCGCUAGCAGCCUAUCCCCUGAAGAUACAGUUAAAAAAUUGUGAUCUCUGUAGACAGCCCAGGCUCCACAAAUGGCAACAAAAACAGCCUGGUACAGUCUAGACCAUGAAACAUAACAAACUUUUCCAGCCAUUCACCAACGAGAUGCGUGUUGAGGAGAGUUACAGUUGCAAAACUGUUUUGUUUGGACAUCAACAGAAGUGACGUUACCCAACAUCGCUUAGAGCACCUUUAACCGUUGAUGAAUAUCAAUAAGGCAACAUUUUACAGCAGCUUGCCAGACAUGUAGCAGAAUGUAAAGUGUUAAAAAGAGCAGGCUCCCCUUAAGAAAUGCACUGGUCUUUGAAUAAACUGACAUUUUUCCUUUGA